AUGGGCCGCAUCAGCAAGAAGGUCAAGAAGACAGACAUCCUGUCUCCUGAACAUUGGCCUGAGUUCCGCUCCAUAAGCGGAUGCCUUCAGUGGCUGGUGGGGAAAACGAGAUUGGACAUCUCCUCGGCAGUCAGCCUGUCGAACAAAGGUCAGGACACGACCGAUGGAGAUUUGGACUACUUGUACCAGACCCUGCAGCACGUGAAGGACACCGCCUCCUUGGGACUGCGCCUUUUUCCUGUCCCGAUAGAUGACAGCACAAAGAUUUGCUAUGGUGGGCUUGCAGACUGGAAGAGUUCCAGAUCUAAGAGGGUAUGCAGGAGCACCCUCACGGCAGAAGCAGUUUCAGCAGACAGCGCCGCUGACCGCCUGGCCUUUCUUCGGUACACGUUGGGUGAGAUCGUUUUUGGCAUUCCAGCUCACAGAGUUGGCCCUCGGCUUCGAGCCCUGCUGGCUACAGAUUGCAAGAGCUUGUACGACAGCGUGAGCUCGCCGAGCCCUACGGUGGAAGAUAAACGGAGCCUCGUGAACAUCAGAUCGACUCAAGAGGUGGUGAAUCGAAACACCAUUCACUGGCUUCCUACCAGCCUUCAAAUGGCUGAUUCCCUCACGAAGAUCUCCAAUGAUCUUCGAGACAAGCUGAUCCAGUGGCUACAGAGACCACUCAUACAGCUUAGUCUGAUGGUUCAAAAGAAA
Durusdinium trenchii is the source of this 696-nucleotide messenger RNA. NCBI's taxonomy places the organism in Eukaryota, Dinophyceae, Suessiales, Symbiodiniaceae. The record is from the annotation of a GenBank genome assembly.